GUUUUAUCCUGACAGGUUAAUAGAGGAUGAUGGUCCUCACUUUACUAUUUAGUCUGCCUGCUUUUCAAUUUCAGUUACCUUAUGUUUUUCCUGCAAGAAAUAUUUCUCUCAAGUGCAUGCAAGACACUAAUGAAUUCCUUUCUGAUCUGAGUUCAGUGGAUCCCAAAGAGUACGCUCUAAGAAUGUAUGACUCCGUCGGGAAGCUUGGGAGCAAUGUUCUUAACGGAAAUGUGGACAGGCUGGGAUCUUACAGUGAGUGCCUCUCCACCCACGCCCCCUCGGGGAGCUUCUGGGGGCAGUACUGCAAGCUUCACAUCCUGGAGGAUGGAGCUGACUACAGUGUGGGCGUGUGUGUCCCUGAUUCCUGUGCUGAAGACGAUGUGACUGCGCUGUCUCAGCUGGAUACUUUAAGAUUCAGAAAUGCUUCAUUUUUGGCCCCUUCUGUCUCUCUCUUUACAAUAAAUUCUUCCUCGUCUGGUGGGGGUGUGGCAAGAUGUGCUACUGGAAUGUUCCCUCUCGACACAUUUGUCGCCGUGUGUCUCAUGCGGCUUUUCAGGGAGCUGAGGGGAGCCAGGACACGAGGUUGCCUGGUGGCUCGGGCCCUGCUGAUUGUGCUGGGGCAGAGCCAGUUCCUGCGGCUGUGCCACGUGCCCCUCUGUUUUCAUACCUGUGCCUUGGCCGGAUUUCUGGGAGCCGUGGACCGUGCUCUGAGAUGCUUUUCUUGGCAGAAGAAUGUGCUGGCCAUCUGGACUACGAAGAUGCCAGGAAGCACAUGCUCAGCACUGAAUGGCAUCCGAGUCUUGAGCCUCCUCUGGAUCAUGUCGGGGCACACCAGUCAGAUGACCGCGUGGCUGUCUCUGGAUAAUGUGCUUGAAUGGAAAACCAGAGUGCUUAAAAACCCACUGUACCUUUUUUCUCGGAGUGGCCCAUUCUAUCUUGAGGUUGACACAUUUUUCCUGAUCAGUGGUUGGUUAAGUGCAAGAUCAUUUUUAAAGAUGCUUCAGAAUUCAGACAAGGGAAUAACUGCUAAUCUCAUACUCAGAUACUAUUUUAAUCGCCUUACAAGGUUGCAGCCUCUUCACUUGUAUUCAGUGUGCCUGUUGGUUGGAUUGUUCUCCCUUGUUCCCUGGGGACCCGUCUGGGAAGUGCCCAAGUUCCACCUGGAUAACUGCUGGCGAGCAUGGUGGACCAAUUUGCUGUUGCUUAAUAAUUUCUUGUCGGUCCAAAAUGCGUGCAGUGGCUGGACGUGGUAUCUCGCCAAUGACUUCCAGUUCCAUCUCACGACGCCGGCGAUCAUCUUCAUCUAUGGAAAAAGUAAACACGUCCUUGUCCUCCUCGGGGCCAUGCUGUUCUUGGCGUCUUUCACCGCCACUGCUCUGCUCACACUGGAUUAUGACCUUCCGGUCGCAGCUCCAUCAGAAGCAAGUGAAAAUGCAACUACGUUGUAUUUCUUGGAGUACUACACUAAGCCCUACUGCUGAUUUGGGCCAUUCCUCGUGGGCCUCUUUCUGAGCAUUUUCAUGCACCAAAACCACCAGGCAAACAUUCUCAAGACCAAGGUGCAGGCUCUGCUGGGGUGGAUUUGCUCCCUGUCAACCCUGUUCGUGGUGGUCGCUGUGGUGUACGCAGUGGACGACACCUCCGCCACCUCUUCAGCUGCCGCUGCUCUCUACCAGGCGCUCCACCAGACCCUGUGGGCAGCGGCCGUGGGCUGGGUCGUGUUUGCCUAUCAGGAAGGCUAUGGAGGUCUGGUAAACCGGCUGCUUUCUUGCACCAUCUGGAAUUUCCUGGGCAGCAUCAGUUACACUUGCUGCUUGGUGCACCCCUUCCGCAUGGUCCUCUGCAACGGCCCUCAGGAAACGCUGCUUCACUACACCGACACCAACACGUUCUAUCUUUUCUCUGGACACUGCUUGCUGACCUUCAUCACUGGGCUGGCCCUGAGGCUGUUCAUUGAGAAACCAUGUCAGGACCUGAAGGCAUGCCUUCUGGGAUGA
This is a messenger RNA of Diceros bicornis minor, 1997 nucleotides long. Its product is annotated as O-acyltransferase like protein-like. NCBI's taxonomy places the organism in Eukaryota, Metazoa, Chordata, Mammalia, Perissodactyla, Rhinocerotidae. Gene Ontology annotation, molecular function: acyltransferase activity, transferring groups other than amino-acyl groups. The record is from RefSeq and is a predicted model, not a curated record.